This is a messenger RNA of Parascedosporium putredinis, 2241 nucleotides long. The record is from the annotation of a GenBank genome assembly. NCBI's taxonomy places the organism in Eukaryota, Fungi, Ascomycota, Sordariomycetes, Microascales, Microascaceae.
AUGCGGACCGCCGUAGCCUCGCAAACCAUAUACGAAUGGCUCCAUGAGCUUCUGGACUGGCCCUGGCCUGUAGGCAGCGCCGCCUCGGGAUUCCUGCUCUCCGUCACGGAGAGCCGCAGGACGGUUGGAGGCACCGAAUUUUUCGACAGCAUACCCAUUUCCGAAAUUUCGCGAUACGACACGAGGAUAGAGGAAAUAAGCGUGGACAUGGACCAUCUGGGAAUCGAGGAGAUCAAGGCACACAUUCUUCAUAACCACAUCAUGCCCCUCUCGCGCCCGGGCACGCCCAUGUCCGACUCGUCCCGCCUCACGGCCUCGGCCCUCGCCUAUAUCCGCAUGGAGGACAUCACCGCCGUCGUCACCGCCGUCAUCCUGCAGGCCCUUCCCAACCUGUCCAAGCUCUCGCGCUUGCUCAACGUGUGGAACAUUCGCAUCUCCGUUCUCCGCCACGUCCCCGACUUUUUGUCGGCCGUCGACGACGCCGAGGACCUGAGCUCUCUGGGCGGCGAUCUCGGCACCUUUACGACGCUGACCAAGAAGGAUUCGCAAAUCAUGCGCCUGGUUCUGGAGAAGAAGGGGCUCGACGAUACCCUGCCCGACGAGUGGCUGGACCGCAUGGAAUCCGUUGAGCGGGGAUAUAGUGACUGGGUCGCCGCGUGUGAUACCAAAAUCCGCGAAGCUGAAUGGGCUAGAAGCGCGGUUGAGCAGCGGAGAAGAUCCCUCAUACUCGCAAAGGAACACGGUGCGGCGGCCCAGUCGGCGUCUUUCAAGAAUGAGGAUGUCGUUCCUCGCGCACCGCUCUCGGCCGACGAGCUUGAACCCGAGCCUGAGCCCGAGUCCGAAUCCGAAUCUGAAUCCGAACCCAAGCCCGAGCCCACACUGCAAGACGCCGCAUCUGCGCCGAGCGUGCAAGCAACUACUGUUGAACGUGCUCCCGAGCAUGAUCGCCCGUCACUCUCCUCCUCACCAUCCAGCCAGAAGAACGAGCCUGAGAUUGUUGUCUCCGACGGAGAAAGCGAAUCGGAACCCGAAUCCGAGACCUCUGGUGUAUUGAUAAAUCCAGCCCCCGACGGAGGCACCGGCGCGGGGAUGCGAAACUCGCCCCUCAUCGUGGCGCCGGACGAAGGCGAGGUCUCGUACGACGAGGAUACGGUGAGCAUCUCUAGCUCUCCACUCCUACGGGGCAAGCCGCGGGCCUCGUCGGUCACCUUUAGCGAGACCCUCCCGAUCCCCUCAAUCGAAGAGGACGAAGGCGAGGAUGAAGAGGAUGAGGACGACGACGAGGACUUGCGUCCCAGCACCCCAUUCACGGAAUCGUUCCUGGAAGACGUGGACGUAGAGGAGUCGCCUAGCGUUGCCGGAACCCCGAGCAAGCGUCGGACGGCGGCGGACGAUCAGCUCCAGCAGCAGAUUAGUGAUAUCCUCGACAGCAUCCCCGCCAAGUUUACGCUCAACUCGGAGCCUUCGCCGGUCAACCUCAACCCGCCCGACUUCAAGAUGCCGCGGAUGAAGAAAACGGCGACGACGCGAGAUCCCUCCGAGACUCGCUGCGGAAACCCGCGGCCGCGGCAGAAGAGCACGCAGCAGGACAUCAAGGUGUAUCACCUCUCGCGCGCGACGGGCGAGGCCCCGAUCAAGCUCUUUAUCCGGUGCGUGGGCGAGAACGGCGAGCGCGUCAUGGUACGGGUGGGCGGUGGCUGGGCGGAUCUCGGCGAGUACCUCAAGGAGUACGCCUCGCACCACGGGCGGAGGUCCAAGGCCGCCAACAACGACAAGAUCGAGAUCCGGGACGCUCCCCGGGCCGGCUCGGCCAGCAGGAGCAUGAUUGGGUCCAGCCCGCCGAGCCGGCCGGCGUCGGCCAUGGAGUACUCGCCGCUGACACCGCUGCACGUGAAAAAGACUAGAAAGAGCUUUGGAGCGGCCAGCGACACGGCGGCGUCGGUCGCGCGCCGCCCGCCUCUCCCGCACACUCCGCUCCCCGCGGCGAUAUCGGGGCCGUCCUCGCGGCUCAGCUGGGGCGAGGCGGAUAGCCCGAUGCUGGGGCUCGCGGGGCCGACGAGCAGACCGGUGGAGAUGAGCGACGAGAGCCGGGCGUGGGUGGAGAGCGUCAAGGAAAAGGUGCGCAUCGCGAGCGGCGAGCGAAAGGCGUCGGCCGGGCUCGAAGGGCGCGAGAAGCUCUUUGGGGAGAUGGGUAAGGUGGGCGGGACGAAGCGGUUGUUCCGGAAGGGCCAGAACGGCUAG